Molecule: messenger RNA, 1309 nt
Organism: Arachis ipaensis
Lineage: Eukaryota; Viridiplantae; Streptophyta; Magnoliopsida; Fabales; Fabaceae
Source: RefSeq, a predicted model, not a curated record
AUGGCUCUAGGAACUAAUUUCAAGCCUCAAAUAGCUACAUUAUUGGAUCAAAAUGGUGAAAGAAUUAUUGGGGAUUUAAAUCACAAUAUUAGAAAACCUCCAAAAGAUCAUUCAAUUAUUCGCCAUUGCAGCAGUAACGUAUGGUUGGCUAAAUCGGUAUUUGAUGGGCAUGGAGGAAUUGAUGCGGCAUCAUUUACCAAAAUAAACAUUCUUAAGCUAAUAGUUGAAGAUUCACAUUUUCCAUCCAACAUUAAGAAAGCUAUUAAGAGUGCAUUUGUGAAAGUGGAUCAUGCAUUUGCAGAUACUACUUCACUUGAUAGUUCUUCAGGCACCACAGCAAUUGUUGCCCUUAUUUUGGAAAGGGACUUGAUAGUUGCCAAUGUGGGGGAUUCUCGUGCCGUAAUGGGAAAAAGAGGUAAAGCCAUAGAACUUUCCAAAGAUCAUAAGCCAAACAGCACUUCUGAAAGAUUAAGAAUUGAGAAACUAGGUGGUGUGAUCUAUGAUGGAUACCUCAAUGGACAACUAUCAGUGGCACGUGCUCUUGGGGAUUGGCACAUCAAAGGUUACAAAGGUAAUUCAAUGUGCCCAUUAAGCUCAGAGCCAGAAUUAGAAGAGGUUGUAUUAACAGAAGAAGAUGAGUUCUUAAUAAUGGGGUGUGAUGGAUUAUGGGAUGUGAUGAGUAGCCAAUAUGCUGUGACAAUGGUGAGAAAAGAGCUGAUGAAACACAAUGAUCCAAUGGAAUGUGCAAGAGCUCUUGUUUCUGAAGCACUUCAACGCAAUGCAUGUGACAAUCUCACUGUUUUGGUCAUUUGUUUCUCCAUGGAUCCACCUCCUAAGAUUGAAAUCAUCUCCAGGUUACAUAAGAGGAGGAGUAUUUCAGCUGAAGCCAUUGACGUUCUCAAGGGUUUGAUCAAUGCCACAAGUUAAAUAUAUAGAGAGAAGGACAAAUAGAUCCAUGACCUUUUGUUCCGCGGACAUUUUUGUCCCUAACCAUUGAAAAAUACUUUUAAGUCCCUGACCUUCACAAAAUUUGGACGGAUCAGUCCUUCCGUCCAAAUACCUCCGUCAGGGAUUGAUCCGUCCAAAUGUCUUCGUUAGGGACUGAUCUGUCCAAAUUUUGUGAAGGUCAGGGACUUAAAUGUAUUUUUCAAUGGUUAAGGACGAAAAUGUUCACAGAACAAAAGGUCAGGGACUUAUUUGUCCUUUUCUCACAAAUAUAUAUUAAUUAAUUAACUAGUUAGUGCUUCAUUCAAUUUUGCAAGAGAAUGUUGUUUGUAUAUAUAAAGGGAUUAUUAUAUUUAUAUGAAGA